Molecule: messenger RNA, 1244 nt
Organism: Hyposmocoma kahamanoa
Lineage: Eukaryota; Metazoa; Arthropoda; Insecta; Lepidoptera; Cosmopterigidae
Product: enoyl-[acyl-carrier-protein] reductase, mitochondrial-like
Exons: 2
Coding region: 113-1207 (364 amino acids)
Biological process (GO): fatty acid metabolic process
Cellular component (GO): mitochondrion
Molecular function (GO): trans-2-enoyl-CoA reductase (NADPH) activity
Source: RefSeq, a predicted model, not a curated record
CCGAAACGUCACUGUCAAAACCAUAAAAAUCUGAAUCGCAUGAAUUUCAUAAAAGUUUUGCAAUAAAAUUAUUGUAAUUUAAUUUAAAAAUAUUUGUACAAUAAACUAAAUCAUGAUUUUACUGACAUCCACACGACAACUAUUGUCCAACGCUAUAUACAGGAAUAGUAGACAUGCGAAUCUGAAUUUUCCAAUGCGAAACUUGAUGUCUAAACAACUUGUUUAUUGUGAGUUUGGAGAUCCUCUUGAAGUGGUGAAGUGUAGAGAGAGUAUAGUACCACCACUUGGCAAAACUGAUGUUUUAGUACGAAUGUUAGCUGCUCCCGUCAACCCGGCAGAUAUAAACACAAUUCAAGGAAGAACACCGAUAUUACCCCAACUACCACACGUUCCUGGAGAUGAAGGUGUCGGCAAUGUCGUUGAAGUUGGUCCCUUGGUUUCUAAAAUAAAAAUCGGAGAUAGAGUCGUGCUAAAUACGCGCCUACUCGGAACAUGGCGUUAUUACGGCAUUUACAACGAAAGAGACCUUUACGUAAUACCCCCCCAUAUAAAUCUUGCUGAUGCAGCUAUGCUCUCUAUAGCACCCUGUUCUGCCUACAGAAUGCUCAAAGACUACAUUAAACUACAACCAGGACAAACAGUCGUGCAAAACGGAGCCAAUAGUGCAGUCGGACAAAGUGUGAUACAGUUAUGUCGUGCUUGGGGAGUUAAUACUUUCAAUAUAGUAGCAAGUCAUUGCGGUUUCGAAGCGGUAAAGAAACAUCUCCUCAAUAUAGGAGCGACGUGUGUCCUUACAUUAGAAGAAGCUGAGGAACUAACUUGUUUUAAUACAUCAUUAAUUAGACCCAUUUUAGCCCUCAAUUGCUUAGGUGGUAGGCAUGAAAACGUUUUGCUCCAUCUGCUGAGACCAUAUGGGCAUGUAGUAUAUUAUGGAUGCGCUUACGAUCUUCCCUUAACUAAGAAAUGCAUACGCGGUGAUUUGACAUUUCAUAAAUUUAACCUGACCGAUUGGAUGGAAAAUAAGUCUGAUUUCUUAAAGAGACAAAUAAUGUUUACAGAUGUAACCCAACUCAUGGUAAUAGGAAAACACUGUCCUCCAAUUUAUGAGCACGUUGAGCUAAAAAAUUACAUUUAUGCUCUAAGAAGUACUGUGCAUUGUGAGGCUUUUUGCAACACUUAUUAUUUAUUUGAUUUUACUGUGCUCUAAAAAAUUUUUUUAUUGGAAUAUAAACUUAAAUUACAAC